CGUGGAUAGAGAGAAGACACCAAGCCCAAGCGAGCUUGGAGAUACGUUGUGGUGGGCGACCGGAAUGACGUGAUUGAGACUUUGACCGCAUUGGAGAAUAACGUGCCAAGACUCUUCCUAUGCCUCGACCUAAAUCAUCUUUACCGGAAUCAUAUCCUCCAUGCGAUGGUGCCUCAUACUAGGCUUUAUCUUCUGACCCGUCAUCAAUACGACUGCCUCAUCAGUGCUAAACAAUGUCGACUUCAUUCAGUGAAAUUCCCAUUAUUGACCUCUCGCAGGCGACUGAGGAUUCUACCAAGCCCAGGCUGCUGGAGAGCCUCCGUUAUGCCCUCACCGAAGUCGGCUUUCUCUACGUGUCUAAUCAUGGCGUUCCAGCGGCGGCGGUAGAUAGCUUGGUGAAGGCCCUCCCGACGCUUUUUGAGCUAGACGACGAGGCCAAGAAGUCUGUAGCUCUGGAGAAUUCCCCUCACUUUCUCGGCUACAGCGGCGUUGGGGCCGAGAACACGGGUGGUAAAGCGGACAGGAGGGAGCAGUUCGAGUUCGCUACAGAGCUUGCGGCGACCUGGACCUCGGGUGGCCCAUUGUACGAACGCCUACGCGGUCCCAACCAGUGGCCAAAAGGACAUCCGGAACUCCGAUCCGCCGUAGAGGCUUACAUUGGCGAGCUCACGCGGCUUGGUGAGCGAUUUCUUGAUCUAGUUGCCCAGGCUCUGUCGCUCCAGUCGGGGACAUUCCAACCCUUCCUGUCGGAUCAGCACCGGCUGAAACUAGUGCACUAUCCCGCAUUGUCACCGGGGGAUCCCGCCGCCUCGCAGCAGGGGGUUGGCCCGCACAAGGAUUCUUCGGGAUGGUGGACCUUUCUGCUCCAGGCGUCGCCGCCCGAGGUGAAAGGGCUCCAGGUCCUCAAUAAGGCGGGCGCCUGGGUGGAUGUACCGGUGGUCCCAGGGACGUUCGUCGUCAACAUCGGGCAGGCCUUCGAAGUAGUCACGAACGGCGCGUGCAAGGCGACCACACACCGGGUCCUAUCGGGCUCGCACGAGAGGUAUAGCGUGCCCUUCUUCCAGGGCGUACGCCGGGACCUCACGAAGGCCGAGGCCGUGGGAACCUUGGCGGAUCAUUUCGCCGGCCUCGCCGCCGCAGGCAGGGAGUCUGAAGAGGGCCACGCGAUCGAUUCGGCCUUCCUCAAGGGCAAGUACGACACCUGGGGCGAAUCCCAGCUGCGGACGAAAGUGCGGAGCCACCGUGAGAACGGUAGAAAAUUCUACCCUGAGGUUUACGACCUGUACGUCAACGAUGAUGCAUAAAAAAUAAGCGAAUAGGGCCCUGCCAGGUCGCGAGCUCUCCGAAUUCUACGGGGGCAGGUAGGGAAGAGCGAUGCUGUUCCUCGCGGCACCUUCGUUGUCUGU
This is a messenger RNA of Durotheca rogersii, 1406 nucleotides long. RefSeq names its product Clavaminate synthase-like protein. The transcript is spliced from 2 exons. The record is from RefSeq and is a predicted model, not a curated record. Bases 234 to 1304 code for a protein of 356 amino acids. NCBI's taxonomy places the organism in Eukaryota, Fungi, Ascomycota, Sordariomycetes, Xylariales, Xylariaceae.